This is a messenger RNA of Drosophila eugracilis, 2949 nucleotides long. It is a transcript of the gene TBC1D16, whose product is annotated as TBC1 domain family member 16. Gene Ontology annotation, molecular function: GTPase activator activity. NCBI's taxonomy places the organism in Eukaryota, Metazoa, Arthropoda, Insecta, Diptera, Drosophilidae. The record is from RefSeq and is a predicted model, not a curated record. Bases 276 to 2381 code for a protein of 701 amino acids. Gene Ontology annotation, biological process: activation of GTPase activity. The transcript is spliced from 2 exons. Gene Ontology annotation, cellular component: early endosome.
UCCAAUGUCAUCCUGCUUGUGAGAGGUCCCAAAAACCAAAAGUAAUAGUUUUCAUUUAUUUAAUCCACUGUGUUAAAAUAAUCACAUCAAUGAUACACAAGUGAUAUCGGGAAAGUAAUGGUAACCACCGACCAUUACCAAUCAAAAAUCAGCCAAAACCAAACCAAAAGAAACCAAAAGUCCCCUACCCACCCAGCUUAAAAACAUUUUGAAUUAUCCGUAAAAAAAACUUAAAUCGUGUUAUAGUUAUCCCCUCAGCAGUAUUACAUUUAAACAUGCCCAUAGGAAGCAUUAUCAAAAAGGCAUCUAGCUUUAUACUAGGUGACGAAAGAUUGGACAAAAAAAUCGAUAUUUCUUACGAAGACAACGAAAUCCUCUUCUGCAAGAAUAACGUUUGCAUUCAUCCGCCCACAAUCGCGCGGGAUGAAUCGGAUAUAUUGCACAAUCCGGGAUAUCUAACGUGUACUACGAAAACCUUUGUGGAUCAGUACAAUAGUGCCAAAAGGCCCACGCUACUUCUCACUUGGAUACCGAACACUUCACUAUGUAAAUACACCAAUCUAAGCCCCGAGGACUGCCGGGGUCAGUGCAAUCCGAGGACUAAAACUUCAGACACCCGAAACGGCUACUGUCACGUGACUAUACCUCAGACUAUCCAUGAACGAGACAUCAGGGAUGAAGAUGACAACGCCGCUGAAAUGCAGGAGCUAAAGAACGAGCUGCAACCAUUGUUAGGUGGUCAAACAGCUUCUAUAGAUGACUUAACGGCUUUGCUUAAGAAUAACCCCAUCACGUCGGUAAACAUAACGAUUUCGAAUCCACAAAUCGAAAACAGCAAUAUUUCGCAAUCAUUCAAUUGCAUCACCAUUCGGCCGGAUGGGAAUAACUGUGCCGACUGCGCCAGUGGACCUGGCGUUUCUGAUGGCCCAGCCUCCGAUAACCCCAAAUGGACGACUCCAGAACUCUUGGCUUUUAAGCACAACUUGGAGUUUCCGGAUAGUGGUAAUUCGACGCCGGCCGAUCGUCAGAAAUCUGUCAUGAAGUGCCGCCAUUUUUCCGUUGAUUUAAGCCAAAUGCGCUCGUUGCGCCUUUUUUUCAACGACGACAACUGCACUUCCGGUCAGUUGGUUAUUGCAUCACGGGAGUCUCAGUACAAGAUACUUCACUUUCACUACGGCGGCUUGGAUCAUUUGGCCCAAGUGUUGCAUCAGUGGCACUGUUUUCUGCACAACAUCACAUCGGAAACGGGCCAGGAUAAAUUCGACUUGCCUUAUAGGCAUUUUAUGGUCUGUCGGCCAGAGGUUAAGAAAUCUGAAAUGCAUCCGGAUGAGGGAGAUGUCAAGAAGAUAACAACCAAUUUCUUCUACGGCACAUUGCUCAAUGAGAAGGGGCAGAUCGAAGAUGAUUUGCUCCUUCGAAAAUGCAUAUUCUUUGGGGGCCUUGAAAAGAGCUUGAAGAAAACUGUGUGGCCGUUUCUCCUAAAGUGCUAUUCAUUCUCAUCAACUUUCGAGGACCGCGCAGUCCUCAUGGAUAUCAAACGGCAGGAGUACGAGGAAAUAACGCGAAAGCGACUAUACUCUAUGUCCCCAGAACAGCAAAUACACUUCUGGAAGACGGUACAGGUGGUUGAGAAGGAUGUCGUUCGUACGGAUCGCACGAAUCCCUUCUUUUGUGGUGACGACAACCCUAACACCGAGGUCAUGAAAAACAUUCUGCUCAAUUUCGCUGUGUACAACUCUGGAAUGUCCUAUUCUCAGGGCAUGAGUGACCUCUUAGCACCUGUCCUUUGUGAAGUGCAAAACGAGUCGGAGACCUUCUGGUGCUUCGUAGGACUAAUGCAGCGGGCCUUCUUCGUGUGCACUCCCACCGACAGAGAUGUGGAUCACCAUCUGAACUACCUGCGCGAACUGAUCCGGGUAAUGCUGCCACGUUUCUACGAGCAUUUGGAGCAGCAUAACGACUCCAUGGAGCUGCUCUUCUGCCAUCGAUGGCUGUUGCUCUGCUUCAAGCGCGAGUUCACCGAAGCGGUAGUGAUUCGGAUGUGGGAGGCUUGUUGGUCAAACUACUUGACAGACUACUUUCAUCUGUUCCUUUGCCUGGCCAUCAUCGCUGUUUAUGCGGAUGAUGUAGUGGCCCAAAAUCUGCGCCCGGACGAGAUGCUGCUGCACUUCAGUUCGCUGGCUAUGUAUAUGGAUGGGCAAUUGAUCCUGCGAAAGGCACGCGGACUGCUCCACCAGUACCGCCAGCUGCCGAAGAUCCCAUGCACCCUAAGUGGUUUGUGCAAACGGUGCGGCCCCGGUAUGUGGGACUCUGAGCAUCGCCCUGCGCUGGAAUGCGUGGGCCAUAGCGAUGAUGAAAAGUGUUCGCUUUCUAUUGACUAGUUAUUUAAAUUUACACUGUUUAAACUCAGCAAUUACUAUUGUUGGCGACUGAUAAUUCGUCAUUUACUAUUAGCACACGUAUUUUGCUUUGUUUUGAGUAAAUCGCUGCCGCGCUAGGCCUCUUACUACGUUAAAACGCUCGCUUUAUUUGCAAUUGAAAAUGUUGAAAGGUACACAUAUUUUCCUUUUGUCUUAUUUGCGAAUACUAUAGCCAUUCAUACUAUUACUAAUUGUUUCAAACUUAAAGCAUAAACAGAGAACCUUUGUAAAAUACUUAAUUUCGCAAAUACCUGGCAAAAAACGUAGUAUGCAAUUAUUUUUUCAGGUUAGCUUAUUUAUAAUCGUCUAUACCCAAGAUACAUAUGUAUAAGCCAGCUUUAAAAUGUAAAAAUAAAACAAGCAAGCGAGUUAUUAUGAUACAUUGGAAUAAAGUUCAAAAACUGUAUGGGUUUAACUCAGCUAAUUUAAACAAUGAUUUAAUUAUGUUUUGAUUGGUCCAACAGUUCUAUUUGAAUAUUAGUUAUGCUAACUUUAUUUAAUAAAAUCGUAAACUUUGUGAUUAAAUUAA